GGGGUAAAAAAAACCGAAAAGAAAAAAAAAAUUUCUGGGAUCCAAUCUACCCCUCAUAUGUGAUCUUGCCAUCUCCGUACUCAUUAGUAUCUUCACCUAUCCAUCUCACUUGUACACCCCCCUCACCUCGGGUCAAGCCUCUUGAUCUCCAACUCUACUACUUAUCAUAUAUCCUCAAUCGGUCAAUUCCUGCGAACCCCUCGCACCCGCCGUCAAAAUGCCGCAGAAGGUUUAUGUCACGUACAACCAGGUUCACAAACUAUGCCAGGCCUCCGCUGACAAGAUCCUGGACACCUUCCAGCCCAAUCUUAUGAUUGCUAUCGGCGGUGGUGGCUACAUCCCUGCUCGCAUUCUCCGCUCUUUCCUGAAGCGCCCCGGCGAGCCUAACAUUCCCAUUCAGGCCAUCGGUCUGUCGCUUUACGAGGACCUGGGUCGCGGUGACGCCGAAGAAGUCCCCGGAACCAAGGUUACCCGCACACAAUGGCUGGACCUUAGCUCUCUGGAAAUGGCCAACCUCAUUGGCAAGAACAUUCUCAUUGUUGACGAAGUUGACGAUACCCGUACGACCCUCGAAUAUGCCGUCCGCGAGCUCCAGAAGGAUGUCGAGAUUGCGCAGAAGCAGCUCGGCCGUGAAGGCGAGAAGACAAACUUCUUCGUCUACGUUGUUCACAAUAAGGACAAGCCGAAGAAGGGUGUCUUGCCGGAGGAUAUGAUGACCUCUGGCCGUUACCACGCAUCCGUGACCACCGCUGAUGUUUGGAUCUGCUAUCCUUGGGAAGCUAAGGACAUUGACGAGCACGACAGACUAGCUGAGGAGAACCCUCUCGUCUGAGCUUCUUCUACUCAGCGCGAUUUUGCUCUCGCUUAGCCACAUUUUUACCUCGUCUCUUCAUCCUGGUUAUGCCGCCCACGCAUAGAUACCGGCUCUCUUUGGUUGCAUAUAUGUUGCGU
Messenger RNA from Aspergillus welwitschiae, 951 nucleotides. RefSeq names its product xanthine phosphoribosyltransferase. The record is from RefSeq and is a predicted model, not a curated record. The transcript is spliced from 5 exons. Lineage: Eukaryota; Fungi; Ascomycota; Eurotiomycetes; Eurotiales; Aspergillaceae. Gene Ontology annotation, biological process: GMP salvage; hypoxanthine metabolic process; XMP salvage. Gene Ontology annotation, molecular function: hypoxanthine phosphoribosyltransferase activity. Bases 218 to 832 code for a protein of 204 amino acids. Gene Ontology annotation, cellular component: cytoplasm.